Momordica charantia (bitter melon) is the source of this 1874-nucleotide messenger RNA. The record is from RefSeq and is a predicted model, not a curated record. Lineage: Eukaryota; Viridiplantae; Streptophyta; Magnoliopsida; Cucurbitales; Cucurbitaceae.
ACGAUCAAAGUUUUUACCGCUAGACAUGAAGUAAGUAUUUCUCYUAUAAAUAUAUCAAUCUCUAAUCUCUUUAAACCAAUGUCCCAUAUCAUAGUAUUUUUCCCCUUACAAAACUCUUAUGUGAGUUUUUAUGGCUUCUUCUUUCAGUAACACCGUUAGUUUUCUCCUUUACACCGUUGUUGUCGUGGUCCUUCGGGUGCCACAAUCGAUAGGGGCGGUGCCAUUACCGUUUCACCCCCGCGAUGUGCUUCCUUUGUUACCCAAUCGAGUCGCCCGACCAGUCCUCAACUCUUUGAGCAGUGCUGUCGAUCUCCUGCCGAAGUUCGUCGGGGCUGCCAUGUCCGAUCCUCAGAAACCUCUCACGUGGUCAGGUUCUUGCUUCCGCAAGAACUCUGCUUGGUUGGACUUGAGGAGUGAUGGUGGCACGCUUCAUAUUGAGGUGGGCGAUGCUGUAAGUUUGACAUGCAUUGAUCUCUAUGUGUUCGCAACGCCAGAUCGAGCGACCGGCGAUUACUAUUUCAGAUCCAAAGAGCACACGUUCGAGUUCAAACUCUGGGAAGACGAAGCCGAAUAUGAAUAUGUGAAAGAGAAGGGGAUAUCGAUUUUUCUGAUGGAAGCGGGGCUACUCGGAACCCUAGAGGCGUGUUUCGAGGCGGUUCCUCUGUUCAUGAACGACGAGGAGGGAGAGAAGGCUAACCUGAGGUUUCUGGAGAAGAACAUGAAGGCGAGCUUCACGGAGCGGCCACCGGCGGCGUGGAUUUCCGACGUGGACGCCGACGACAUUAACUCCGGCGAUUUUCUUGCUCUGUCCAAGAUCCGCGGCUCCUCCGGCGCUUUCGAGACGCUGGAGAAAUGGGUCACCGGAGCUUUCGCGGGUCACGUCGCGGCUUUUAUAAGGGAUCCCCAAGGGAAGCUCUGGGUCGCUGAAUCCGGCCGCGAAAGUGAUCAGGGAGAAGUGAUAGCAUUGACAGCAUGGGAAGAAUGGUGGGAGAUUGAAAAGAAGAAAGACAAAGCAAAUCCCCACAUUGCAUUGCUUCGUUUGAGCUCAGAAAUGAGAGCCAAAUUCAACAACACCGCUGCAUGGGAGUUCGUGAGCAAAAUGAAUGGCAAGACAUAUGGCUACCACAACCUCAUUUUCAGCUGGAUCGACACCUCCACUGCAAACUAUCCUCCUCCCCUUGAUGCCAAUCUCAUUGCUGCUGCCAUGACUGUGUGGAAUAAGUUGAAGCCUCAAUCUGCUACCAAUCUUUGGAAUGAAGCUUUGAACUUGAGACUUGGAACUCAGGGACUUGAUUUUCCCCAAAUAUUAGAGGAAGUUCAGCAGAGAGGAUCAUCUUUUGACAAACUACUGGCAAUUCCAGAACAAGACAAUUGGAUUUAUGACAAUGGAAAAUCAGUAACAUGCGUUGCUUUUGCUGUUUCAAUGUACAAGGAAGCUGGCCUGUUUGGUCCCCUUGCUCCCACUGUUCAAGCCACAGAGUUCACUGUAAAAGAUGGGUACACAUUGAAAUUUUACGAGGAUGAGCUAAGUAAGCUGCCAAAAUGGUGCAAUGAGGGAGACUCAGUGAAGAUGCCUUAUUGCCAAAUAUUGGGAAAGUAUAGAAUGGAACUGCCUGAAUACAACACCAUUGAUCCAUACAAACAUAUGAAUGAGAACUGCCCUUCUUUGCCACCAGACUAUGCCAGGCCAAAUGAUUGCUAGAAAAAAUUAAGUCCCUUUUUAACUUCAUCACUCUCUACCAACUACUUUUAUCUUUGUUGUAUCAUGUAAUAAAGUUGUGUAAUAAAGUUAGGUGUCGCUUUGCUUAUGAAUGAAAUAACGUGAGAGUGUAGAAGUGGUUUCUCAAAUGUUAAAGGCUCCGUUUACUUAUCAA